UAUGAUUGUAAUGUCAAAGUUUGACACUGACAUUGGAAGAAGGUUGAAAAAGAGACGAGCAACGGUUCAUAACAAAAUAACAAACAAUUUACCUUUAAACUACAUUUAUGAUCCAUUAAAUUCGUGAGUUCAGCUUCGCAGUCAAAAAUUUCGUAUGAAGGAUCUCGUUCUUCACAAAGUAUAUUUACAUCUGUUAGUUAACUGGUUUCUAACCUCUACACGGUAGCGAUAUGGAGAUUCUACAAAGAGCGCUGAAAGAGGCGCUAGAUCGCAAUGCUGCGGAGGCCGUACGAUGGAAAAAAUAUAAAGAACAACACGAAGAAGCCAAAGCAAAUAUUGUAGAAUUUACGAAAUCUUUGGAACUCGACGUUAUGGUGCCAGUAGGAUCGAAAGCUUUGAUGCCUGGUCGAUUGUAUCAUACGAAUGAAAUUGUUGUCAGUCAUUCGCAGACGUACUACUCAAAAUGUACGGCCCAUAAGGCGUUAGAGAUUUGUCAAAAUCGACUGAAUGUGGCUGAUAGUAGACUGAAGGCAUUGGCAGUGGAAGCUAAUUUGCACAGAAAUCAACUGGAUCUUCCACUCGAUUUUGAUGCAUUCUCAUCGCAAGAAAUUAUUGAAACGUACGACGAGGAAGAGGAAAAGAAAUGGCAAAUUAAUCACAAAGAGAAAAUAAAAGAGCAGAAACGAAGUGAGGCAGCCGAACGGCAACAAAUAUUGAGCGGAAAGGCUGAAGACGAUAUUAUCAAGAGGUUAGAGGAACUAGAGCUAAUGGAAGAACUAGAAAAUGAAUUGGAAGCAAUGUCUGAAGAAGAUGAUGAAGCUGUCCAGGCAAUCCUCAGUGAAAGGCCGGAAGAAAUUUCGUUUAAGAAAAGAAUGUCUCACUUCAACGAUCGUAAUAUUGAAGAUGAUAUACCGUCUACGGAAGAUGCUGCGUCGUCUGCGAAAGAUGCUGAGCCGUCCAAGGAAAAUGAUGCAAGUGCUGACAACGUAAGCCUUUCUCUGAACAGUAGUGAUGAAGACGACGACGAUGAGGAUGAUGAGAUUCCGCCCGAAUUCAAAGAACUUGAGCGUAGAACAGCAUCAAUGACAAAUCGAGAAAAAACGAAAUUAUUUAAGGCCAAAUUGGAUGAAGUUCAAAAGUAUUUGGAAGCUUUGAAACCUCGCACUAUUGAAGAAAUAUCACACAAGACUGAUAUGAUGUUCUUAUCUGACCAUUUACUGAAUGCCAUCGAAAUUAUGGAAGAUGAGUUCAAGUGCGAUCGGUACUUAAAUGCAGAGAGUGUGAUAACUGAAGACAGUGACGACAUCGAGUCUGCUACUGUUGUUCCAGCCAGUGUGCCGAAACAAACCAUUUUGAAGAAGAAAAUGAAAACUUCCUUUGCAUUCGACGAUGAUAAAAACUCGAGAAAAAUUAGAUUCGCCUCUGAGCAUGAUGUGAAGUCGUUUGACGUGUUAGAGGAACCGAGUAAAAUAUCAUCAACUGUAAUAUAUGACCGUGGACCAGUGCUGAACUUGAAUGUUAAUCAUUCCGAAGCGGUAUUUCGUGAUACGAAUGAACAAUCCGAUGUUAUACGAAGCCCGGUCGACAUAUACAAACAAUUUGCUGGUUGUGUUCCACAAACUAAUGAGUUUUUAACGAAUCGACCAACAUCUCAGAAAAUAAUGAAACAUCCAACGGUAGAUCGACCAACUCCCAAGGUAAUCAAAGAAGAGCCCAAUGAAGUCAAGAAAUAUUCCAAGGUAAUCAAAGAAGAACCAAGAGGUCAAGAUAUAGCGGUAGCAAAGGCCGAAGUGAAAGAUAUGCUGGACAACAUGUUCUGCCCUAAGAAUACAAACGAACCCGAUCCACUACCAGAAGGUAAUUUCGUGGACUCACAUGCGCCGAAAAAAAGAGUUAGUUUGUUCAAACAGCGUCGUCAAAUGAAAAGCCAAUAAAAGUUUGUUUUGAACGAUUGUUCAAGUAGUUUUGAUCGUUUAAUUUUUUUGACUCAAAAACAAAUCAUACAACAGGAGUCCGUAUUCGAAUGGCUUACAUCGAAAAUUACUUG
Bradysia coprophila is the source of this 2047-nucleotide messenger RNA. Its product is annotated as unconventional prefoldin RPB5 interactor-like protein. Gene Ontology annotation, biological process: negative regulation of transcription by RNA polymerase II; negative regulation of phosphatase activity. The record is from RefSeq and is a predicted model, not a curated record. Gene Ontology annotation, molecular function: phosphatase inhibitor activity; transcription corepressor activity; chromatin binding. NCBI's taxonomy places the organism in Eukaryota, Metazoa, Arthropoda, Insecta, Diptera, Sciaridae.